UUCCAGCCUUCUCUCUGGUUGCAACAACUUGAAUGUCUUGUCUAUGCUGGUGGAUUAUUAACAGAGGUUAUUGGUCGCCAUGGCAAAACAAUUGAACGAUUGCACAGAACGUAAUCUCAUUUAUGGGGGUGCAAAAAAAAAAAAAAGAAAAGACAUAGGGUCAGGGAUAUAAAUGCCCAUCACCACCAACGGCCUGCUGUAGCUGAGAAGUGAAUCGACUCCAAGGACACCAUUCAAAAAGCUCUGACGCUUGGUUCCAAUUUUCUUACUGAACUGAGUACAGCUACUGGAACGCACUGCCAGAUCUCGGUGGAGACCUGUGAAGCAGUUGGUGAGAAGCCUUUGAUCCCCGUGCUUUACUGUGCCACCCCAGCAUGUGUACUGGGGGCUGUGCCAAGUGCCUGGGGGGCACCCUCAUUCCCCUGGCUGUGUUUGGCCUCCUGGCGAAUAUCCUGUUGUUCUUUCCUGGAGGAAAGGUGAUAGAUGACAACGACCACCUUUCCCAAGAGGUCUGGUAUUUCGGAGGAAUUGUGGGAAGCGGAGUCUUGAUGAUCUUCCCUGCACUGGUAUUCCUGGGCCUGAAAAACAAUGACUGUUGUGGAUGCUGUGGCAAUGCAAGCUGUGGGAAACGAUUUGCGAUGUUUACCUCCACAUUGUUUGCUCUGAUUGGAUUUGUGGGUGCUGGAUACUCAUUCAUCGUCUCAGCUGUCUCCAUCAACAAAGGUCCGAAAUGCCUCUUGAGCAAUGGUACCUGGGAAUACCCCUUCCACAGUGGCGAUUAUCUUAAUGACCAAGCCUUGUGGAACAAGUGCACAAAGCCCCAGGAUGUGGUCCCCUGGAAUCUGACCCUCUUCUCCAUCCUGCUGGUCAUUGGAUUGAUCCAGAUGGUGCUCUGUGCCAUCCAGGUGAUCAAUGGUCUCCUGGGAACCCUCUGCGGAGACUGCCAAUGUUGUGGCUGCUGUGGGGGGAAUGGAGCAGUCUAACAGGUUGUGAUGAGCAAUUCUGACUUCACAGCACUUCCAGUGAGAAGUCCUACCCCAGGACAUACCACAGACCCAACCUUGCCCACAGGGGAUGCUAAUUCCUGUCUUUUUCCUCUUUGGCAGAGGCUGAGAGGCACAAGGAUUGUUUUCUCUUUUCAAAUAACUUUGCUCAACCUAGAAAUUUGGUGGGUUUGUGUUUUUUCUCAAAAUAAAUAAAUAAAUAAAAGUAACUGGGUAACUUUACAAAUUAACCCCCUUUUAGAAUUCCAGACCAAGUUAAAAGCAGCUUUUUCAUGAUUUCCCCUAGAAAAUGUAAACAAGAUGAAGCUGUUUGUCCCACCACACCCCUUCUUUGUAUAUAAAGAUGUUCAUAUAUUAGGAGGAUUUGCAUAACUCUAAGGAAAAACUCAUUAAAGUGAAAAACCAGUUUUUCAGGAUGCAUGGAUAAGGGAUAAUUGCUGUAUGAGAUAUUUCUAUGUGAAGUCUGUUUGGGCUGACCUGUCUGGGCUACUUGUGACUAGUUUUAUGGGCCUGUCAUUAUUAGCCAGGGUUCCCACAUGUAUAUGAAAUUAAAUUAAUUAAAUUAAUAAUUAAAAUAAUAAA
Phodopus roborovskii (desert hamster) is the source of this 1586-nucleotide messenger RNA. It is a transcript of the gene Tm4sf4, whose product is annotated as transmembrane 4 L six family member 4. The record is from RefSeq and is a predicted model, not a curated record. Lineage: Eukaryota; Metazoa; Chordata; Mammalia; Rodentia; Cricetidae. The coding region runs from base 375 to 983 and encodes 202 amino acids. The transcript is spliced from 5 exons. Gene Ontology annotation, cellular component: membrane.